Erythranthe guttata (spotted monkey flower) is the source of this 1323-nucleotide messenger RNA. It is a transcript of the gene MCD1, whose product is annotated as multiple chloroplast division site 1. The record is from RefSeq and is a predicted model, not a curated record. Gene Ontology annotation, cellular component: chloroplast inner membrane; chloroplast. NCBI's taxonomy places the organism in Eukaryota, Viridiplantae, Streptophyta, Magnoliopsida, Lamiales, Phrymaceae. Gene Ontology annotation, biological process: chloroplast fission.
UAUUUUCCCAUUCCCAAAUUCCCCAAAACGCCUCAAAUUCAAUUCAGCUCAACCUUCGCCCUAAUUCCUCCCCAAUUGCCGGAAUGAUUUCCCGUUCGUCGUUCUAGCAAUAACUGUAAUAACUGAAAUGGCUUCGAUUUGGACUCUACACGUCGGCGCGACGUCGUUCCUUCCUGUUCGAAGUUUGUCGGAUGGACAUCAAUCUCGGUCGGAAUUUGGAUUGGAUAGUAAGUUUAGUAACUGUUCGAACUGGAAUCGAAGAGCUGCGUACAGAACAUUGGUGGUGAAGGCACUAGAUUCUGAUGGUGGCGAUAGGCCCCUCCAAAACGACGUAGUUGUUGUCAGAAAGCUGGAGGAAGACAAUGUGAAGAAACCCCAGCAAAAUAUAGUUGCUAAAUUGCCAGAAACAAUUGGUUCUCUUCCCGUGUUUGUCUACUCGACUGGAAAACUUUCUGGUACGAAUCUCGCUAUCGGAUUAUGCAUUGUGGCAACAAUGUUAGUUAUUGUGGUGAGAGGUUACGCAACAAGGAAGUCAAGCGAAAAUCGUGCAGGAUCUGUAGCUGAUCUUGUUCGCCGCGGACAAGUUCGAUCAGAUAGAAGAGGCAUCUCCACGCCUCUCAAAUACGAAGACCCGUUUAAUAACCCUAUGGUGAAGGUUAGCAAAAGCAAUUCAACUGUUGAGAUGUGUGGGAAAGUGUACCGCUUAGCUCCAGUGGUUCUUACGGACGAGUUACAAACAGUACAUCAAAAACGAAGAUCGCGUGCAUAUCAGUGGAAGAGACCUACAAUAUUUUUAAAGGAAGGAGAAUCGGUACCCCCCGAUGUAGACCCUGAUACUGUAAGAUGGAUACCCGCAAAUCAUCCCUUUGCAACAACUUCUAGUGAUAUUGAUGAAGACUUGGCUCAAAACAAUGUUCGUCAGAAGCAUGGUGUUCCUUUCCGUAUCAAGGCCGAACACGAGGCACUGCAGAAAAAACUCGAAGCACUACAAAAUGACCAAAAGCUGAGCAAAUUAGUGAUAGAUCCUGGUGCAGCAAGAGACUUCGAGAGGCCAAUGAAAUCAAACAAUUUGAAGUCGGAAACUCAAGUUGACCAGAGCACCUCAAAUCCUGCUAUAUCCGAUCAAGUUAGUAAACCACCGCCCGAGGAGACGAUAAACCCUUGAGUAUUCAUCUUAGCAGCAAAUGCGGAUUUUUUCGAUGGAGACUGAGAAUUACAUGUUUAUUUCUUUACGUGGGCGAUUCUGAAAGUUUUAUGUUGUGAAACUUGAUCUGAUGUAAAUAGAUUUUGUGUUGGUUCAUGGAUUCACUUUUUUUUAAUGUU